UUUAAAUAGCCAGGUACAGGUGUGCAUGGGACAACUUCGUACGGAACUAGACUAGCAGUAAGAACAACUAAGGAACACGCUUUUAUACAGUUUUAAUUCUUAAGCAGUGAAAUCAAGUUUAACCACGUUUUCGUAAUUAAGAUUCAAAUAAGUGAAAGAAAAACAACAACAACAAAAAAUAAGAAAAAGAACUGCCAAUAAAUCAAACAUGAGGACCAUAAAUGAAAUUAGCAACAAGAGAACUAUUUUGGUGUGCUGUAUCACUAUCUUCAGUCUAGUAGCGUGCAGAGCAGACGAGAUACCAAAAUUAGUCGAAAGUGACCCACUGAAACCUUUUAGCAAUGAUGAACUUGGGGAAAAAAUCAAGGACUUGUUGGACAAGAGACCAGAACUACCGGACAUCGAGCUGGAAUUCGAUGACCUUUUCGAAAAUCUAAAUUCCCUAUCCUUGAGGAUGCCACCUGAUUUCGAGUUUAGAGUGACCCAGUUCGGACCUAAAGAUGGCAACCCUUUGCUCCAAAAUGCCAAGGCUAUGAAGUGUCUCAGCAGCAAUGAUCAGCUGAAACAUUUUCUGAACCGCGUGAAGGAAGCUUUUAAGGGCGAGUCAUCGGAAGAUACGUCUGACGACCAGGAUGACAAAAAGCCAGAGCUCAGCGACAAUAAGAAAAACGACACUUCAGAUGAAGUGGACAACACGAAGAAAGAAAGCCAAGACCAGGACAAUGACCACACUAUGAAGAAACGGGACACAAAUGAUGAAAAAAUAGAUUGGGAAGAUGUUUUAGAAGAAUUGGAGACGGAAGACUUGGAAUGCCUGACAGGCUUUGUCACCGACAGAGAAGAAAAGUUCUUGUGCUCUCGAUUGGCACGAGGGUCAGCUGGCGUCUUCGCCAGGAUUCUGGCUGGAGGCUUUGAGUGCGACGACCACCUGGACGACAGCGACGAGGAGCACGAUGUGAGUCAUGAGGCUAUAGAUGGUUUGUUAGACGAUCAAGCCGCGAACAGUAAGAUGUUGGGUAACGACGAUCAGGACUCGGCGGAGCACGCCCUCGACAGCGUCUCCCUGGACGAUCUUCUCCAAGACGAGUCGUCGGAGGCUGUGGAUGACAUUCUGAAGGAGAUUGAAGAAUUGGCGGACGGCGUACUCGACAGCGGGGAGAGCCUGGACGAAGUGCUGGACGACUUGGUAAAGUCUGUUGUCCCCAGUGAUGACACAAAGGAGAAGACUUCUUUGGACGUUUCGGAAGAGCUGCACAAAGUUGUUCUCGGAGACAGAGACGAGAAUGAUAGAAGCCGAGAGAUCUCGAUCGAGAUAAACAAGGACGUAAUCAUUGUGUCCAGUAAAGAAAUCACUGAACGAAAAGACGAUAAAGAUGAUGAUGAUAAUGAUGAUGACGAUAAUGAUCAUAAAAAAGAUGAUGAUGAUGAUGAUAGCCACGACGACGAUGAUGACGACGACAAAGAUGAUAAUAGAGGCCGCUGGCGAAGCCGUCUGAGCCAAUCCCAUCAGAUAGCCAUUCUCCAACAACUUAAGGCUAAAGGCUCCAGCGCCUGGACAGAUGAUGACGUCAAGAGAAUACUUAGAGUUGCCCCUGACGUCAUUGAUGACGACUUCCUGGAAGAGCUGCCAGAAAAACUGUUUGACGCACACAUGAAACAGUUUGCCCGAAUGGCCAUGAGCCAACACAGCAACCCCUUGCUCAGGUACACCCUACGAGAGAAGCUGGACGACGACAUGGACAAGAUGACCGCAGAGCGUCUCCGACAGAUCGGCCCAGCUCUGAUGUCUUUACGUUUCGACCAGAUCCAGCAGCUGGACGGCAAGCUGCUCCUGGAGGUCGACGUGGAUGAUAUCCUCGACGAUGACGAUGACGACAAGGACGAUGACUCCAAAGAAAAAAGCGACAAGGUCAGGAACGUGACUAGAAAAGCUGACGACGAUGACGACGACGAUGAUGAUGAUGAAAAAGAAAUAGUGAGAUUCUCUCUUGGGCAGAGGAUUAAAGCUUCACUGAAUGCUGCCUCUUUAAGUAGACCUCAGUUGAGAAGUGCGAUGCGUUACCUCCACGACGACCUUGACUUUGUUCGAAGUGUCAAGCCUGAUGAUCUGUUGGAUGCCUUGAAGGACAUCAGUGACCUGGACUACGACGAUGACGAUGCAAGGGCUGUCUUCUCACAUAUGGCACUGUCCUCUCACUUCCCGCCAAUUUCCAAGAUGACCGGAAGUAACUUGACCGCCAUGGGUCACCUCAUCCGAGGUCUCGGGGUUUACCAGAUGGCUGAACUCCAAAGGGAAGCAUUGGAGGAAUCUCUGGACAAGAUUAAGGACAUCGACUUUGACGACGAUCAGGCUGAGGUUGUCUUUCAAAAAGUUGUGGAUGAGGACGAGGUGGAGACUUUAAGCUUGGAACGAUUCCGUAAACUUGGCAAACUGGUCAAAGGAAUGCCCACUGGUCAAUUGAUGAAAAUAAAAUCUGAUGUCAUUGAUGACCUUCUUGAUGAUCUGGACGACGUUGACCUGAAUGAUGCCCAGAAACGGGUUAUUGCUGGGAUGGCUCUUCAAAACAAACACACUCAACAAAAGUUUCUGAAGCUCCAAAGUUUCACAGAGGUGGUCAGUGUGACGGAUCUGGACGACCUAGACGAUGAUGACAUCUUUGUUUACAUGAAUAGGUCAGCCAAACUGGACUGGUCACACUCACAGGCCUCUGUUCUCGCUCACACGUACAUUCAAAAGAUUGGAGAGAAAAGAUUCAAACCUUCAGCUAUUGGCACCUUUGGUCAUGUUGCCAUUGGGCUCUACCCUGACGAUAUGGAUGACCUGAUGAAAACGGAAGACGACGUGCUAGAUCUAGCAGACGAGCUGAAGGACAUUGAGGAGGAUUUAACCUCUGGCCAGAUUGAUGAACUGGUAGAGAAUUUUGAAGACAUCACGGAAAUGGAGACUAAAGCGUUUGAAGUCGAUGAAUUGAAAGCUGUCAGAGGUGCUCAUCUUAUGGCUUACCUGUCACAUGACAAGUUUGACAAAUUAAGAUUUACUGCUGGAGGAAAAACUGCUUUCAUAAGCCAGAUGUCCAAAAUGGCGACGGACAAGAUGAGCCGGGAACACAUGCAUCACUUGGCCACAGCACUAUUGAAAAUGAUGGACGAGGAUGACUCUAAGGAGAUAAAAAUGAAAGUCGAGGAUCGUGACUCGAAGAGACUCAGAUCUCUCGGACAGCUGACCCUCGGACUAUCCCCCGACCAGAUCAAAAAGUUCAGCGGCAGCGCCAUCAUGGAUAACCUAGACAUUCUCAGGACUCUCCCCUGGAGCAAAUCACAGGCCGAAACUAUCUUGGACAAAAUCGAUGAUGUUAUUGAGAAGUGGCACUGCAGGCCUGACAUUAUGGCAAGACUCGGACCAAUCCUGCUCCACGAUGAUAACCCUUUGAGUGACGACUGUGACUGGGAAGUGAAGAAAAGUCUCCUUGGAAGUUUUAAGGUCAUCAUGAAGGGCUUGGAAAAGAGAAACGAGAACAUCAAAGAGAGAUUAGAGGAAGGAUUCUCCAGGGAGGACAGUGAUGACGACGACGAUGACGCUGGAGAGAAGAGGCUGGUCAACGCAAUGGUCAUUCUGGCGACUCAGACGACAAAACCCAUAUCCAGAAGGAGGCGCGCCGUGCCAGGAGCCCCGUUAACAUGUGAGAUACUGAUGAUGCUUCGCGGUUCUGCCAACCAAGUAGACCCACAGACACUGACCGCUAUGAAAGAUGAUGACUUUAAGAACUGCCUGUCCACCUUAGGAGCCAUAAGCGAUUGGUCAGCUGAGUCUCUGACUACUUUGGUCAACAAAGCGAAACAGGUUCUGAAUGAAACGAAACAAUGGACCAAUGAACAGAUCAAGCGACUAGGUUCCUUGGUGUCUGGACUUGUUCCCACAGAGAUCCAGGAUCUUCAAUUGACUGGAGUGGACGCUAUGAAUAGUAUUGGGAAACAUGGGCGUCUCUCUGCAGAACAGCUAAGGGCGGGUUUCCUUCGGUGGAUGAAUUUGACAGGCAAACAGAAUGUUAAACAGAUCACACCAGGAGAGUUCUCUUCCUUGUCGGAGUUUGUAUGUGCUCUAGAUGUCAGUGAAAUAGAAAAAAUCGACGAGACGUCCUUUAAACGUUCAGUAGAGGUAAUUGGUCGUACCGUGAGCUGCUCGCCGCCACAACACGGAGCAUAUGUCAAGAAGGCUUUCUCCAUUUUUGGCGCAGAUGUCAGCUUGUGGCAUCCAGCUGUCGUCGGAGACAUGGGCGUGUUACUAGCUGGAUUUAGCCCAGACCAAAUCAAGAGCAUCAACUCCAAACAGCUGUCGUUGAUACAACCAAAAGUUAUCCCAAAAUUACCUAACGAUAUCAUCAAUGCAUUUACUGUUGACCAAUUGAAAGCACUAAGUACCAACCAAGCUAAUGCAGUCACCGAUGUCCAGUACAAAGCAUUGACGGCUGACCGACAAAAAAUUUUGGACUCCAAGGCAUCCGUUGUGUUCAGUAGUCACGUGACGUCAACAAGUCAACCCAAAGAUGAUGGUCGCAAUGGUAUCGCUCUGACGUCAUACAGUAUUGCAGCCAUCCUCUCAGCUUUGUUGAUAUCUUUGUUAUAAUAAACCGUUUAUAAAGUUUCUAGGCUGCUUUAAGUACGAUAUCUGAAACGAGUCAAGAAAAAUUCAAAACAAAUCUUAUUUUCCAAAUGUAUUUCCAAAAUCGUUACUUUCUAUAGAGAUGUAAUAUUCUUUAAUGUUGACAUUUCUUAUUGUGUAAUUAGAUAUAUUACACACCAGUGGACUUCAUUCACCUGUCGUAAACAAACAACAUUUAGCCGCGCGGUUCUCUCUCUCUUCUAUACAAAUUACGUAAUAUACACAGGCUGUCACGUGACAGUUUUCUUCCAUUGUUUUAUCAAUAUUAUCACGUGGCAAAAUGUUGCUUGUUUACGAUUGGUGAAUGGGGUCCAUUGUGCAUUAAGCGAUAAAUUUCAUUCAAAUAAAAUAGCUUUGUUUUGAUUCGUUUGUUUCCUAUAUACAUUUUUUAUGAUUCGUGAGUGACUAAUUUUUUAUAUGUUUAAAAGUCAUUGGCCUUAAGAAACAAAUAAAGACAGAACUGUUAUUGAAUCUACUUCCAUAUCGGGGAACAUACAAGUGUAUAAGUGAACAUUUAAUUAAAUUAUGUUUAGUUUUUAUAUAUUGCAUUUUAUGAUACAGUAUCUUGUGUUUUCAACUGAAUUCAUGUGUAGGUUUUAAAAGAAGAAAACAAUAUUUUAGAUCAAUUCAAGUUUUGAUAUAAAAUUGAAGUAUUACAUUUAAUAUAUAUUCAAACCACUGUACGUGAGAGAAUCAAGUAAAAAAGAGACUUUAUAAUAUAACUUCUUAUAACUGAUGAGUUUUUUGUUUUGUCUAUGUAUUAUAUUCAUUUCACACUGUUAUAAUUGUUAUAUACAUUUUAACUUAUUGAAUUGUAUUGUAUAUGUAUCAUUUGUAUAUUCAUCACCCAUGCAUAAUGUUCGCCAUAAUGUUGAUAAACAUUUCCUUAAACAAAAGUUAUCCAUUGUACAUGCGACAAUAAAAGUUUUCCUAAUAAAAUUA
Biomphalaria glabrata is the source of this 5602-nucleotide messenger RNA. RefSeq lists its product as uncharacterized. The transcript has 25 exons. Lineage: Eukaryota; Metazoa; Mollusca; Gastropoda; Planorbidae. The record is from RefSeq and is a predicted model, not a curated record. Bases 209 to 4624 code for a protein of 1471 amino acids. Gene Ontology annotation, biological process: cell-matrix adhesion. Gene Ontology annotation, cellular component: cell surface.